Molecule: messenger RNA, 1380 nt
Organism: Lucilia cuprina (Australian sheep blowfly)
Lineage: Eukaryota; Metazoa; Arthropoda; Insecta; Diptera; Calliphoridae
Product: BRCA1-associated protein-like
Exons: 3
Coding region: 75-1175 (366 amino acids)
Biological process (GO): Ras protein signal transduction; protein ubiquitination
Cellular component (GO): cytoplasm
Molecular function (GO): ubiquitin protein ligase activity; zinc ion binding
Source: RefSeq, a predicted model, not a curated record
GAUAAAAGCAAAAAAGCUUACUAGCUAUAUAAUUUUUUUUACAAAAUUACUACUUUCUUAAAAUUUUCAUAGAAAUGGAUACAAGUGUGGAAAUUUUUCAUGCCAACUGUCUUAUGACUUGGAACACUUACAAUUGUCCCGUUUGUUAUUACAUCAAAAAUCCCGAUUUAAUGAAAAACUCCGCUUGCAUGAGUUGCGACGUCAACGAUUCGUUGUGGUUUUGUAUUGUUUGUGCUCAUGUUGGUUGCGGUCAAGGAAUACAGGGUCAUGCUUUGGAACAUUAUACGACUACUAAGCAUAAAUAUGUUAUGGAAUUGCCGGGAUUUCAAGUUUGGGAUUAUAAAAUGGAAAAGUUUUUACAUAAAUUAGAUGCUAAAGAUCAAAGACUCGAUAACUUUCACAGCUACUACGAACAAAAUGGGGAAAAUACAUGCUCUUGCCCCGUAUGCCAGCACAUGCGCACGCCAAAAUUUCUAAAACAACCCGUCUGUAUGGAAUGCGAAGAGGUCCAAACACCAGCUCUAUGGAUCUGUUUGUCUUGUAGUCACAUCGGUUGUGGCAGACACAGCAAUCGUCAUGCUCUUUUACAUUUCAACAAAACUAAACAUCCAUAUUCAAUGUGUCUGAAUAAUUUCAGUAUUUGGGAUUAUAAAGAACACAAAUAUCUACAUCGGCAAUUGCACGAAACAGUUGCGAUGAAAUCCGAAUUAGUGGAAUUUGAAGGCGAACGCGUAAAGGAGGAUUUCGAAAAACGUAUGGAUCGUUUGGAACGUGAGUGGCAAGAGUUUAGUAAACUAACAGAGGCCAAUGAAAAGAUGAUCACCAUCGAAGAGAGAUUAUUAACCUUAACAGAUGAAAAGAAAAUUUUGGAAGAAAAGCUAUAUGAACAUGAUGCUAAACUAAAUGAAUUACUUUCACAAUUUGCUGGAAAUCGUGAAAAUACUAGCUCUCCAGCAAAUACUAAUACCAAGGCAAUUGAAGCUAAUAAUAAUACAAACGAUCCUAUGGGGAGUAUUAAAUCGGAAGAACAACAAAAACAAGAUGAUGUAAGAAUUUCUACAUUCACUGGGACCUCUAAGAAUUUUAUUUCAUUAAUUAUUUUAGGACUUUUUGUUUAUUAUUUUUUUAGGUUAUUUUUGCAAAAACUUGCUGAGUGUUUAGUGAAUUUAUUGUAAUUUUUUUAAUUUUCUUGUUUUUCUUGUUUUGUUUUGUUGCUGAUCAGAUUUGAUCGAGAAAUAUUUGGAUAGUGAAAUGUAUAGAAAUCUGAUUCGUAAGACAUCAUCACAAAGUAUAUAAUUAAUAGAACUAUUAUUAUCAUCAUCAUUAUUGCUAUUUAAAUUAUUACUGUAUGUAACAUUUAUUGUUUAUUAGUGUAGUGAA